Messenger RNA from Carassius carassius (crucian carp), 722 nucleotides. RefSeq lists its product as uncharacterized. Lineage: Eukaryota; Metazoa; Chordata; Actinopteri; Cypriniformes; Cyprinidae. The record is from RefSeq and is a predicted model, not a curated record. The coding region runs from base 22 to 663 and encodes 213 amino acids. The transcript is spliced from 3 exons.
GAUGCAGUGAGGACAAUAUCAAUGAUGGGGGGAGAUUCUGUCACUCUACACACUGAUGUUUCUGAAGCACAGAAAUAUUUGUUGAUACAGUGGAUGUUUGGAAGCACAAGAAUAGCUGAAUUGAACAGGCUUACACAAACCAUCUCAAUCUAUGAUAGUGCCGAUGGAAGAUUCAGAGACAGACUGAAACUGGAUCUGAUUGGAUCUCUGACCAUCACAAACACCAGAACCACACACUCUGGACUUUAUGAACUCAUAAUUGUCGGCGAUGAAACCAUAUACAUGAGUUUUAAUCUUACAGUCUAUGAGACUCCACGAAAUUCUACAUCAUCAGAAAGUUCAUCAAGCCUACAUCCUGUGACAUCCAGCUCUGUGGUGAACAAAUCAACUGUCAAUCAAACCGAGAAUAACAACUCUACAGAACCGCAUCAGCCGAGUUCAGACAACAUCCACUGUUGUAGUUUCACUGAAGCAGCGAUCCGAUUGGUUCUCUCUGCUUUGGUGGGCGUGGCUACAGUUGCUGUGCUGGUUUAUGACAUCAGAUCAACAAGAAGUGAACUGAUCAGGACAGAAGAGACGAAACAUUACCAUCAGACUCAUGUUAAAUCAGACCAGCAGAUUGAAUUGAGCAGAAGGGAGAGUUCCGUAUAUGUCCAGAUAUAAAGCAAAGCAUCCACUGAGGCAUAUCACAGAAUUAGUUGCUGUACAUUUUUGGUGAUUUU